AUGGUGGCAGCGCUGCUGGCCGCCUUUGCUGCUUUCGCGCUUCUCUUUACCCUCGGAGUUUGUUGGCUUUGGCCGGAUUAUGUGGAUGGCAGUGAUCCACCAAAAGUUCGGCGCAUACUGAUUGUAGUGGUGUUGGUGCUGACAUUGGAGGAGACGUUGCUCUGCCUCAGUGGUGCCAUUUCCUUUCGCAGCCUCGUUGUAAUUUUCAUCUGCAACAUCUGGGGACACUUGGAUGCCUCCCUUCGCUAUCCAAUUGUUCACGACCUUGACAGCUUCUUCGCCUUGAAGCAGCUCUUUUUGGUACUCCUGAAAACGGCAGGAUACCUCUUGGGCUUCCGGGACAUCACCAAGAAUCUUGGUUGGGUGGUGCUCGCUCUGCUCGUAAAUGUUUGCACGGUCCCGAUUGUCUGGCUGACAGCCUUGCCAAUUGGGGAUGUGGGUAGUUACCAUCAGAAGCAUGAUGUGCUAGAUCAAGACUUGGCCGUGCGUUUCUGGUGUACAGUGACCAGCAGCACGGAGCGGGCGGCGGCCGUGGCACGAUGGAAGGCAAUGGCUCGAAGGGCCCUGGCGGACGUGGCGAGAGCGGUGCCCCUGUUGAAGCCCGCUGCCUUGCGCAUAGACCCCGCAUUGGUGAGACUUCUCAAGGCGAAUUCUGUAUGA
Molecule: messenger RNA, 660 nt
Organism: Symbiodinium sp. CCMP2456
Lineage: Eukaryota; Dinophyceae; Suessiales; Symbiodiniaceae
Source: the annotation of a GenBank genome assembly